Ostrea edulis (European flat oyster) is the source of this 2904-nucleotide messenger RNA. RefSeq lists its product as uncharacterized. Gene Ontology annotation, cellular component: membrane. The record is from RefSeq and is a predicted model, not a curated record. Bases 1 to 966 code for a protein of 321 amino acids. Lineage: Eukaryota; Metazoa; Mollusca; Bivalvia; Ostreida; Ostreidae. The transcript is spliced from 2 exons.
AUGUUCGGUGUGCAGAGAAUAAGAUAUGGUAUACAGAGUGUGAUAAAUGUAAGCAAUUUGACAUCAGUCUUGAACGAUACAGAUUUGCGAAAGGAAAUAAAACAGGAUAUUCCGGUGUAUCUAGAGGAUGGGUAUUUCAUUCCUGUAUUGAUUAUAACAUUUUUGGGAAUAUUAGGGAAUCUACUCACUCUUUUGAAGAUCGUGUUCAACAAAGCAUUUCAUCGAACUGUUUUUAUUGUCAUUGGAACAAUAAUAUUCACGGAUAUUGUGAAUUUGUUUCUUUACCUUCUUCAUGCCGGAUGGAACAAAGUUCACUUUCAGUUGGAAAAGGUCCCAUGCGCUACCUUUCUGGUUGUCUUUUAUGGCGUCGCCCACGCCUGUGCUGCUCAUGUGGUUUUCUUGUUCGGACUCCGAUUUUACAUGGUGGUCGAGCCCAUAAAAUUUGGUCAAAUACGGAGUAGAUGGAUAAUUUUGUCAUCCAUUUCAUUGUGGGUCGUAAGUGGAUUCUUCUCGAUUGUUUACUAUUUGCUGCGAUACGAAUCUGGAAUUCAGACGCCGAUUUACGUCAUUGUGACGUUUCGUGUGUACCUGAUACUCGUUCCCUCUUUACUUAUUGUGAUUUUCCAUGUGAAGAAAAUCCAUGGACUCAAACGCACAUUGAGCAAACGUGGUGUACAAAACAGUAUGAUCAAAAUGUCCUUCGUUACUUCAGUAAUUCUUUUUUGCUAUAUGUCGUCUGCUAUUCUUUUUCUUGUGUGUUACAUUUUCUCAUUAUACAGAUUUCAGAAUAUUGAAAGAGAGUUACUAGUGGCGGCACAGCUGUCUUGGUUAUUAAAUGCUGUAUUAAGUCCAUUUAUUUAUUUCAUUGCAAUGCCACGAACUUAUAAAUGCUUUAUAUACAUUUUUACAUGGGUUCAUACAAUACUGUGUAGUCGUAGCAAACGAAGAGAAUUAGAAAUUCAGUAAAUACUGUAAAUAUGGAAAUUUACGUCCACUGAUACGUCCAAGUUAUCUGUCUGUGGUGCCAGUAUUGUCCACAAUCUAACAAAAAUUGUCGAAUGUAUUAGUUAAAGAAACCUGUCACAUAACCCCCUUGAGGUCGGUAAAUAUUCCUGGCGGUAAAUUGGCCCCUACACUUCCAUUUCGUCAUUGCUUUAUAUGUACAGAGACAAAAAAGUAUUCACAUGUACAUAGACAUGCAAAAAGUUUUCUUACAUCUAUGCAUAGAGACAUGCUAAAAGGGGGCGUUUGCAAAUACAUAUAAAUAUCAUACAAAACAAUAUCUUUCUACACAUCAUUAAUUUCUUCACUUUGUCUUAUUUGUAUCAAAUUUUCACCCUCUUAUGAUUUGAAGUUAUGUUUGUAUGUAAAUUUCAUUUCCCAAACUUAUUAAUAUGUGUAAUUAAAGUUAAACAGAAUUCAAAUUUUUACGGUUGUGGAUCUAAUAGAAUUAAAUACAUUCGCAAUCAGUAAUUGAAACUUUAUUAUGUGUAUAAAACAUGUAGGGAACAACAAAAUGAAUCGGUACAUUUUUGCAGGAUUCCAUACUUAGCAUUGCCCUGUCUUUUACAGCUGUUCAGUCAGCCAUUUGGAUAUUAUUGGCCCUCAGUUAAAACCAAUGCUAAUCCAAAUAACACUUCCGUUAAUGCAAUAUAAAACUACUCCAAAGUAAUAUCAAUUACGAUUCGAUUUUAUCUGAUUUGAGUAACUUACUGAACGCUAUGCGUUAAUCUCCAGGUUUUCGGUACUAUAAAUACUCAACCUUUCAAAGAUUUUGCUAUGUGACGUCAUGGAUUCGAGUUUUGGCUGCGACAGACGUGAUACAGUAAGUAGCCAUUAUCAUCUUGCCAAACUCCCGAGAAUACAAAAACUUAAGUAAACCGCAGUUCCGUGAUAUGGUAGGUGUUAAGAGCACCUGACGUAUAGGUCACAUUGACAUCUAAAUAUGAUUCAAAGAUUCCAUAAGGUGCAUUGAACCCCAGGCACUUUCAUUUAAGGUAUUCAAUGUAUAAUGACCAUAUUUCAUAUCUAAUAAAUGGAUGGUGGAAUUUUUGUAAUCAUGGUAUCAUUUUGAAAGGUUCAUCAAAUAAAAAUAAUCCACCAUAGGAAUUUUCAAAAUUUUGUUUACUGCUUGAUUUAUUUCACCUAGAAUUUAACAUUGAGGUAUAUGGGAAAAGCAUGUUUUAUUACAAUAUUUUAAGAAGAAAUUAUAUUUUCAUACAAAUCUCUUGGUAGAAAGUUACAUACACCUUCUCUUAAUGAAAAUAUGAAAUAAAAUUAAUCAUUGACCACACACAUUUUUAGAAAAUUAGAUUUUUCUUAUUUUUACAAAGGGCAGACAACUCUUCCAAAAAGUCUUAAGUGCAAAAAGGUCAGCUUCUAAUUAUUUACCAGUCAUGUAAAUUUCAUCUGCUUCACUUUCAUCAUUAUUUAACAAUAAAUAUUUAUGUUGAUCUAAAUCCUUCAAAAUUGUUCAUUAUCCUUUCAUUAUACAUGGAAUAUCUUAAGUCGGUUCUUUUACAUAAAUAUCAAGACGCCGCGGCUCAUCUAGUCGAUUAACGGGCUCAUCCUGACAUAGAUGUUAUGAGUCGACUUGAUCAUGACAAAAAUGAUAUGGGAAAUGUAAUUUACUUGAUAUCUGUCUGACAGGAAAGAAGAAGCCUUCCGUAUUUUUGUAUUGAAACCAUCCAAAAUGGAAUUUAACCCUGAUCAAGAUAAAAAUGGUUUUAUUGACAUGCUGUUUACGUAAUACACAGUAUAAUUAGCUAUAACAAUUUAAUUUUUUUCACACAUGCAUAUACGUUUGUAUUAAACAUAGCAUAAUACCAUUAUCGGUUCAUGUGAUUUGUAUAAUGUACUUUCUUGUUUCAUGAAAAUGUUGCAAUAAAACUUAUCAACACUGUU